This is a messenger RNA of Acipenser ruthenus (sterlet), 2442 nucleotides long. Its product is annotated as GTPase IMAP family member 4-like. Gene Ontology annotation, molecular function: GTP binding. The record is from RefSeq and is a predicted model, not a curated record. NCBI's taxonomy places the organism in Eukaryota, Metazoa, Chordata, Actinopteri, Acipenseriformes, Acipenseridae.
CCCGAUCAGUGUUUAUGACAUCACCAGCACAGGUACAGCAGGGACAAUGGCUUCAACAGGUAAAGGAACAUCAACUGGACUCGCUGCGUCUAGUAAGCAGGGGCAGGACCAGGGCAGGUCCUCUGAGCUGAGGCUGGUGCUGCUUGGGAAGACAGGAGAUGGGAAGAGUGCCUCUGGAAACACCAUCCUGGGCAGUAAGAGGUUUGAAUCUAAAACCAGUGCCACCUCAACAACAAGGGAGUGUAAGAAGGAAACAGCUGUCAUUGCUGGGAGAAAUGUUUCUGUGAUCGACACUCCAGGAAUCUUCAACACAGAUCUCUCUGAAGACGAGGUUAAACUGGAGAUUGCACGAUGCAUCUCCCUGUGUUCCCCGGGACCCCACGCAUUCCUCCUGGUGAUGCCGUUGGGUCGAUACACGGGGCACAAGCGUGAAAUAGUGCAGGAAAUCCAGAAGAUGUUCAGUGAGGAAGUUAUGAGGUUCACCAUCAUUCUGUUCACUAGAGCAAAUUAACUAAAAAAGGACGAGACUAUCGAGGAGUACCUUGAGAGAGGCAGCCAGGAGCUCCAGGAGCUGGUUAAAAAGUGUGGGGGGUAUCACGCCUUCAAUAACAAGGAGGAGAAUCCCACCCAGGUCACUGAGCUACUGCAGAAAAUAAAGAGCAUGGUGGCUGAGAACGGAGGCAGCCACUACACUGAUGAGAUAUACCAGCUGGCAGAAGCAGUGAUCACAGAAGAGCGGGUUAAUAAGGGAAUAAGCAGAGAAAAGAUCGAAAAGUCCAACAGUUUCAUUAUGGCAUUUACCAUACUGACAGGAGCAGUAGUGGGAGCUGGUUUAGGGAUUUUAUUGGGAGAGGGGCUAGCAUGUAUUGCAGGUGGGGCAGCAGUGGUGCCAGGAGCAGUGGCAGGAGGGAUAAGAGGUCUAGUAGUUGGAGCGUCAAUUGGAUCAGAAGCAUCAGGGCCAGGCGAUGCAGUAAAGAGAGUGUUCAAAGAACUAACAGACAUAAUAGGCAAACAACAAUAGAAGCAAUAAGUGCACCCGAAUGCAAGUUUACCAUGGUGAAUUUCUCAUAGUGUUUUCACACUUUUCCCAUGGCUUUACUUUGCUUUUCCCAUGGUUUUAACAUGCUUUCACUGCUUUACUAUACUGUACCAUGGGAAUACCAUGAUAUACCAUCAUAAAUAUUUACUAUGGUUAACCAUUGUAAGAGGUUUGAUUUCUUCUUAAAAAUAAUGAAUCUUCAGGUAAAGUUAAUCAGAAAUAGUUUAUUCAGGAAUAAAAAUGCAACCAAGAACGAAACAAAUCAAAGGUGAUGCAUCAGUGAUCUCACAUACAAGCUGUUCUGAGCUGGCAUCAGGGUAGAUGUUAUUUACUUCUGAGCCAAGCUGAGCUUUCAUGGCAUCAGAGAUGUUAGUUUCUGAGAAAAGAAAUUACUUCGUACAGCACAGAUAUAGAGCUAGCUUAUGUCAUUUUCUUGACCAAAUUUGGUCUCAUUUCCCUAGCAUGAUACAUGGUGUGAGACAAAGCAUAUUAAAAGUUAACAUUAAAAGCGUUUCUUCUUCACUUUACCAAUGUCAGCAGAAACCCAGAUAACAAGAAGUUACAUUUAAGAACAAUGAUAUGAGUUUUGCUCAAUUCUCACAGGCAGCAUAGCGCUAUACCUUUCAUAAGGGCAGCUUUGCGUAUUGAGAAUAUAUUAGAGCACAACACUGAGAACCAGUGCAGUGAAUUCUCAUUGAAUUCCACAUUCCAGUUUGAACCGAUUCUCCUCCAGAUGGAGGUCAGUGUGUCUGGCAGACAUGAAGUGAACGAGAUUAUGAUUAGUAAUGACUGGGUUUAUGAAACUAGGCUUUCAUUUGUUUUUAUGGAUGUGUUUUUUUAACAGUGUUUCUAUUUUCAAAGAUUUUCCAAACAAUCUUUCAGUUAAUAGUUAAAAUAGCUAGAAUUUAUAGGAUACAAUUGUACAAUUUUAAGAGCCAAGUAGCAAAUUAUUUUUAAGUUUUAAUUUCUCAUCUUAAAACAUUCAGUUGUUUGACUAUUCAAUGAUUUCACCUGAACUAUAAACAGCAAUGAUACAACUUCAUCUGUCUUUGCUUCUGGUUCACAUUUUCAUUUCAGCUUUUCAGCAGCAUGAUAAAAUGUAACAUUGUUUCGUGUCAAUGUGCUUGUAUAUUUCAUUUAAUCAGAUCAAAUGGAAUCUAAUGUAUUUUCAUGGGGGGCUAUUGGGGUAAACAUCUUAAGAGUUCAAAGUUUUCUGUCUUUUUUGUGAUUAUUAUUAUUAUUAUUAGCACGGUUUUGUUAAAAAUGAACUUUGUAUUCUGCUUUACAGUACAAUUUAAGAGUGUUAAUAUCUUCACUGUUCUUUCAAUUAUAUUAAAACUUAAUAAAUAAACAUUUGUGAUUGAUGUGUGUGCUGCUUGUGUUCCCUGCACAGACAGACACCU